Acanthosepion pharaonis is the source of this 468-nucleotide messenger RNA. Lineage: Eukaryota; Metazoa; Mollusca; Cephalopoda; Sepiida; Sepiidae. The record is from the annotation of a GenBank genome assembly.
AUGGUGUUGAUGGAAGUAGAGUCAGAAGGAGGUGUGUUGCUUUUUCCCGCCUACUUCGACCAGCCUGUUUUUCUUUUGUGCUCACUUUUUUCUCUUCCUCUUCUCUCCCUCUUUUUAAAGAGGCAGAUCGAGGUAGGAGCACCUUCUCCAUUUCCACCUUUUGCUGCUGCUGCUGCUCCAGUUGAGGCUCCUUCUGCUGCAUUUCCUGUACCUUUUCCUGCUGCUUCUCCUGUUGGCUCCGAAAAGUCACAAAAAUGCGUGUCGAUAAUCAUACUCAUAUCCGCACUUUUGGCAGCCGUGGAAGAGAACGAAAGCUUGACAACUCGAAUGCUGGCUGACGACUUCAAUGUGAACCAUUCAACCAUCGUUCGUCGUCUCAAAAAGCUCGGAAAGAUAAAAAUGGUAGCAAAUUUUUCUCAACUGAAUUAUUCAAAUGAACAUCCACCGGUAAAAAAGAAAUGUGCAUGA